Molecule: messenger RNA, 726 nt
Organism: Triticum turgidum subsp. durum (durum wheat)
Lineage: Eukaryota; Viridiplantae; Streptophyta; Magnoliopsida; Poales; Poaceae
Source: the annotation of a GenBank genome assembly
AUGUCCAGUUUUGUAGUAGAGAUGGAACUAAGAAAGAGAACCAUUGACUAUAACCCCAAAAGAACCAGAUUUCGCAAACAACAUAGAGGAAGAAUGAAAGGAAAAUCCUGCCGAGGCAAUCGUAUUUGUUUUGGUAGAUAUGCUCUUCAAGCACUUGAACCCGCUUGGAUCACGGCGAGACAGAUAGAUGCAGGACGAAGAGCAAUAACACGAUAUGCAUGUCGUGGUGGAAAAAUAUGGGUACGUAUAUUUCCCGACAAACCGGUUACACUAAGACCCAUGGAAACACGUAUGGGCUCGGGAAAGGGGUCCCCCGAAUAUUGGGUAUCCGUUGUUAAACCUGGUCGUAUACUUUAUGAAAUGGGGGGAUUAUCUGAAACUGUAGCUAGAGCAGCUAUCUCCAUAGCUGCCAGUAAUAAUAGUGGAGCUCGAAAAUUGAUGUGUAUUCGAGUCAUAGGAGCUGCUGGUAAUCAGCGAUAUGCUCGUAUUGGUGAUGUUAUUGUUGCUGUAAUCAAAGACGCAUUGCCCCAAAUGCCUCUAGAAAGAUCCAAAGUAAUUCGAGCUGUAAUUGUACGUACAUGUAAAGAGUUCAAAUGCGAAGACGGUAUAAUAAUCCGCUAUGAUGACAAUGCUGCGGUUAUAAUUGAUCAAAAAGGCAAUCCAAAAGGAACUCAAGUUUUUGGCGCGAUUGCCGAGGAAUUGAGAGAAUUGAAUUUUACAAAAUAG